AUGUCCUUCAGGGCCAAUCCAAGGUUGACCAUUACCACGGUAAUUCGUGGUUUGGCCCCGAAUUACCGUGGGCCAAACCACCACCGUGUCAACCCCGCCGGGCCCCAAAGCUCUGGUGGCGCCGGUCAGGAAGAAAUGAACUACCUGAACUACCUGAGAGAGCAUAACCAUAAUAUGAGCAUUCGAAUCCAGGAGCUCAUCGCUGAGAACCAGCAGUACUCCCAGAAGAUGGUGAGCUGUGAGGCCAAGAUCGAGCAGCUGGAAGAGAUUCUGCUGGACAAAAAGAAGGAAAUAGAGCAUGAACGCCAGCAGAACGAGGAAAGAAUGUCGGCCCUGGAAGUGCAGCUCGGAGAACGCAAGGAGGCCGAAGAAGAGCAGCUGAAACUGAAAGACGGAGAGAUCCUGAAUCUCAAAAAUGAGAUCCAGAGUCUGUCUGCUGCUCUGAAAGCCUCCCAGAACCUGCAGAGAGAUGAAGACAAAUCUCUGGAGGUCCGUAAUGAGCUGCAGGAGCAGAAAAAGGCCCUCGAUGAAGAACGACAAGAGGCUGAGAAAGCCAAGAAAGAGUUCGAGCAGAAAACAAAAGAUCUGCAUGAGGAAAGGGUCUUUCUGGAAAAGCAACAGAAAGAACUCCAGGUAAACCAGGAAAAGCUCGAGCAGAAAGCAAAAGAUGUGCAUGACGAAUGGGUCUUUCUGGAAAACUACAAAAACAAAGAGCUUCAAGAAGGAAAGAUGCGUCUGGAGAAGCAGAGAAAAGAAGUCCAGACACAAAAGAGAGAACUCCAGGAGCAGAGAGAAGCCUUGGAGAGAAACUUGAAACAGAUGGAGAAAGAACUUCAAGCUGAGAAGAAAGAACUUGAAGACAUUCGAAAAGUUCUAGAAGCUCAGACUGUUGGAGUUAAGAAAGAAACGACAGAAAUGGAGGUGAAGAAUGAGAAUCUGCAGAAGGAGAACCAAGAACUGAAGCAGCAGAAAACAGAAACAGAAGACAGAAAUAAAGAGCUGCAAGAAGACAAGGUGGAGCUGCAGGAGGAGAUUACAGACCUGGAGGUGAAGCAGCAAGAAAAUGACCAACAGAAACCGAAAAGAAAGAAGGUGGGCUGCUGGAGCUGGCUGUUCAGGAAGUCCCGAGAUAGACGAGACUCAUGA
This is a messenger RNA of Acanthochromis polyacanthus (spiny chromis), 1146 nucleotides long. RefSeq names its product calponin homology domain-containing protein DDB_G0272472-like. The transcript is spliced from 2 exons. The record is from RefSeq and is a predicted model, not a curated record. NCBI's taxonomy places the organism in Eukaryota, Metazoa, Chordata, Actinopteri, Pomacentridae. Bases 1 to 1146 code for a protein of 381 amino acids.